Molecule: messenger RNA, 1608 nt
Organism: Knipowitschia caucasica
Lineage: Eukaryota; Metazoa; Chordata; Actinopteri; Gobiiformes; Gobiidae
Source: the annotation of a GenBank genome assembly
AUGACCACCUCGCAUAAAGGCCGUUUUGGGUGUGAAGCAGCAGCUCGAAACGCUAAAUGGAAAUCAAGAGCGCCUCCUGACCCCUCAUUGAAGCGUCCAAUGGGGUUGCCCCAGCCUUGGCCUUUACAACCACAGAAAGCCCAUCACCUUCCUCCACAACUCCCUCUUUUCCACACUCGCCAUGCAGAGGAGAGUGCAGAGCGUCCUCAUCUGCUGACCAUCAUUCGGCCCGGGGAUCAAAACGCAAUGAGAAAGGUGACAGUGCUUCUAAACCGCAGAGGUGUGGUCUCUUUUGAGCAACUGCUAUUGGAUCUUUCUGAGGCUUUGGGGUUUCCUCGAUGGCACCGAGCGAAAGUAACACGACUUUACACUGUCCACGCUCGUGAGGUGAAGGGUGUGUGUGACUUUUUCUGUGGAGAAGUGGCUUUUGUUGCUCUGGGGAAGGCGCGUCCAGACCUGAGCUGUGUGCGAGAGGCUCUGGAAGAACUGUUCCCAGAUAACACUCAUUAUCAAGCAGAUGCAUUGAAGUCAUGGGAGAAGAGACUUCGUUCAUCACCUGACAAAGCAACUAAAGCUGACAGUGGAUACAAUAUUGAGCAGUGUUAUGAAAUUGGACGAGUGGUCGGAGAUGGGAACUUUGCAGUGGUCCGUGAGUGUCAUCGUCGUGACAAUGGACAAACCCUUGCACUGAAGAUUAUAGAGCGCUCAAAGCUGAUUGGCCGAGAGCACAUGAUGCAGAAUGAGCUGAGUCUAUUGGGAAGCCUAUGUCACCAACGAAUUGUGCGUCUUUUUGCUCAUCACCACACGGACACCCAUUCAUACCUUGUGAUGGAGUUUGUGAGUGGGGGAGACCUGUUCGAGGCCAUCAGUGAGAAGGGAAAGUUUUCCGAAGUCGAGGCUGGCAUGAUGGUGUCAGACGUGAGCCAAGCUCUCAAUUAUAUCCAUUGCAAGAGUAUUGUGCACCGAGACCUCAAACCAGAAAACCUGCUGAUUGAGAAGCAGACUGAUGGCAUCUGUAGACUCAAACUGGGUGACUUUGGUCUUGCGAUGGUUGUGACAGAACCAGUCUUCACUAUUUGUGGCACACCCACGUACGUGGCUCCAGAGAUUCUGCUGGAAACAGGUUAUGGGGUGCCUGUUGAUAUCUGGGCACUUGGAGUCCUUCUCUAUAUUCUUCUGUGUGGUUUCCCUCCAUUUCGGAGUAGAGAGAGAGACCAGGAAGAGCUUUUCCAGCUGAUAAAACAGGCACAUCUGCACUUCCUAUCACCAUAUUGGGAUCUAAUUUCCGAGGAGGCAAAGCACAUUGUUCGAACACUCCUUCAGCCAGAUCCCUCACUGCGGUUGACUGCUGAACAAACCCUUAUGCAUCCAUGGCCAGGGCUCGUUGGCCCCGGAGAAUCAGACAGCCAGGACCGCAGGAGGGACGAGGAUCGGUGGCUCGGUUGGGGUACAUCGCUGUUGUCCGCUGUCAUUGUGAAUAACUGCGUCGAGAGCACAACAAGCCCAGUUGUUUUUGUUCUGCAAAGGGACGGACUACUCUGUUUGUCAACGCAGCUAGCCACAUAUUCUGCUAGCCACUCAUUGCGACAGGCCCAUCACAGACUUUAG